Molecule: messenger RNA, 1149 nt
Organism: Cinclus cinclus
Lineage: Eukaryota; Metazoa; Chordata; Aves; Passeriformes; Cinclidae
Product: zinc finger protein 664-like
Exons: 2
Coding region: 1-1149 (382 amino acids)
Biological process (GO): regulation of transcription by RNA polymerase II
Cellular component (GO): nucleus
Molecular function (GO): RNA polymerase II transcription regulatory region sequence-specific DNA binding; DNA-binding transcription factor activity, RNA polymerase II-specific
Source: RefSeq, a predicted model, not a curated record
AUGGAUGCACAGAUGGAUAUGAGUGACAAUAACAUUUGUGACACAAGGGGGAAGCAUUCAAAUUAUCCCAGAAAAACUACGAAGCAGCUGGGCCAAAGCUGUAGCUUGCAGAAGGAGGUGGACAUGGAUUACUCCUGCAGUCCUCCUGGAAACUCUGCAGGUCCUGCAGGAAAGCAGGAGCGGUGUGGAGACAAAGAAACCAGUGACACCUACUGCCAGAAACAAGGUGAGAGUCCAGCUGGGGAGUUUGCCCCCUCCAGCACCAGCUUCCACCUGCAGAGUGAAGAUGAGCAUUUAGAUCACUGUUCCUCUGAGCGCCCCAGGAAACCACAGACAAUAACAAAACUCCGUGAGGACAACAGAAGCGCCGCUCUCAGGGAUGUGUUUGGUGGGGACCUGGAGCCUGUCCCUGAGGAAGCUCUGCCCUAUCGAUGCAAGAAGUGUGGCUCCUCUUUUCGUGGCGUGAGCGAGCUGCAGGAGCACAGGCGAGCUCACCUGCUGGAAAACUCCUACCACUGUCCCAUCUGCGCCAAAGCCUUCUCCCGCGCGGCCAACCUGCGCAUGCACAAACUCAUCCAUUCCAGCGAGAGGCCGCACAAGUGCCCCGAGUGUGACAAGGGCUUCAUCCGCACGGCCGACGUCUGGAGGCACCUGCGCAACGUGCACAAGAUCGAGCGCUCCAUGGUGAUCCUGGCCAACGGCAUGGCCAGGAACCCCUGGUCCGUGCUGCACCGCAGCCAGCACAGUGUUGAGUGCCCAGAUCAGGCUUGUCCUGGAAACACGAAGUCUCAGGAAGACGACUUCAAACCUUACGCCUGCCCGACGUGUGGCAAAGGCUUCGAUAAGCCCAACCUGCUGUCCAAGCACAAGGUGAUCCACCGGGAGGACAAGCCCUACAAAUGUCAGGAGUGCGGCAUGGCGUUUGUGCAGCUGCUCAGGCUCAAGAGACACCAGCAGACUCACUCCGGGGCACGGCCAUUCUAUUGUGAGGAGUGUGGAGGGACCUUCACCCGGCUGGCAUCGCUCCAGCGCCAUCACCGCAUCCACACCGGAGAGAAGCCCUACUCCUGUAAUUUCUGUGGGCAUUCCUUCACUGAGUCAGGGACCCUACGGAGGCACGAGCGCACACACAAGUUGGACAAAACUUAA